CCUAUGCUCCUCCACGAGGGGUAAAAGAUGUUAGUAAGUAAGUGGUUACUUAUGGUGAGUACGAAAUAGUUACCGUUUUUUGAUCGAAGCUAUUGUUACAGCACUGUUCAGUCAUGAACCAACCUAUAGGUUAGUCUCGUUGAUGUUAUAAAGACAAUGAAUAAUUACUCGUCACUUUAACUAGUGUUUAAUCGAUAAUACUUAUACAAUUCUGCAAUCGCAUUAAAUUAUCGAAGAAAAUGUGCAACUGGUAUAACCACCGAAUUUUCAAUCUACGCUGUUUAAACCAUCAUGUUUAUCCGAGAACGUUACCAGUCAAGACUCCAGACAAUUCACCACGAUCACAAAAAGCAGCUGUUACAGCUACAAGAGUAUUUCUUAGAGAAUGUAUUCAUAAAUCCACUAAAAACUUGGAAUCAUUGCGUUCACGUAUAGCAAACAUUGAUAGUGUUUUAUCUUUAAUUAUACCAACAGAAAUAAAAACAAAUGUUGUUGAAUUUUUCGAACAUGAAGAAAACUUUUAUGAUCAAAUUACAAAAAAAAGUCAAAUAAGAAAAUUCGAAAAAUUGUUUAAACAUCCAUCAAAAUUCAAUAAUUACGCGAUUAGAAACAAUUCCAAGGAACUAGAUAUAAACAAAAUUGUUGUGAAUCUAUCUGACAAACAUUUAAAUCAACACGAACUAUCAUUGCUUGAGAAAGGUCUCAAUUUCAAUUUGAGCAAAACACAACUUAUGGCCUCUGAAAUUAUUCCGAUUAUUGAACCUGCCUUAAACAAUGUUCCAACUGAUCAAGCGAAUUCAGUGAGAUUUAGAAUCUCAAAUGCUUUGUUGAAACAAAAACCGAAUACACAUAAUCUAUUUAAAGAAGAAAUGUAUGCUCUAAAACAGCUACGUAAAGACAGAAAAAUUGUUAUUAUGAGAGCUGACAAGGGAAACAUCACUGUUGUUAUGAAUAAUUCUGAUUAUGAGAAAAAGGUCAAUGAACAUCUCCACACUGGACCUUAUUAAAAAAUCAAGAAUAACAAAUGUACAGUAAAUUUGAAUAAGCUGAAAGCCGAAACAGCCAAAAUGCCACAGACUUUAGAAUCCAAACUAGGAUCAUCUCUAUGGC
This is a messenger RNA of Schistosoma rodhaini, 1110 nucleotides long. The record is from the annotation of a GenBank genome assembly. Lineage: Eukaryota; Metazoa; Platyhelminthes; Trematoda; Strigeidida; Schistosomatidae.